Molecule: messenger RNA, 2683 nt
Organism: Nezara viridula (southern green stink bug)
Lineage: Eukaryota; Metazoa; Arthropoda; Insecta; Hemiptera; Pentatomidae
Source: the annotation of a GenBank genome assembly
GGGGAAGGAUAGGAAGAGGUCGGUGUGGAAGUCACUCUUCAACACAACGCGGCGCUAUGUUAGAGUGUCUUCACGUCGUACUUCUCUUCUUCGGGUAUGGAGUCCUGGCCACAACUGACCGCCCCAACAUCGUCUUCAUCGUGGCCGACGAUAUGGGACGGCACGACACAGGCUUCAAUGGAGGGGACGUGAGGACCCCAAACAUGGACUCGCUGGCCGCGCAGGGCGUCAUCAUUAGCCGCCACUACACCCUUCCAUCCUGCACACCCUCCCGCGCAGCCCUCAUGACUGGCCGCUACCCCAUCAGGAGUGGAAUGCAAAGCAAACCCUUGCCAGCAGGAGUACCCCUUUCCUUGCCAUUGAGUGAGAAAAUAUUUCCACAGCACUUUCAUCAGUUGGGAUAUAAAGCUCAUUUAGUAGGCAAAUGGCACCUGGGCUACCAGACACCGAGCCACCUCCCGACAAGAAGGGGUUUCGACUCCUUUUUCGGAUACUUGAACGGUUACGUCAGCUACUACGACGCCACUCAUUCACAAUCGGGAGUCAACGGACGCGAUAUGAGAAGGGACGAAGAAGGAGCGUCCCUCGAAGUCUACGGCAAGUACCUGACCAAAGUCCUCUCCGACGAAGCUGUCUCCGUGAUCGAGAAGCAUCCGGGCAGCGGCGGCUUGCUGCUGUUCCUGAUGCACGCGGCGCCGCACACCGGAAACUUGGGUUAUCCUAGGGAGGCUCCCCCGGGGCUAGCAUCCAAUGCCAUUACUUUGAAGGCUGAAGAGCAGUCGAAGAGCAAGGCACCAGGAAAGAGGAGAGACCAAAAGGGCAAAAAAAGUUUUCCAAAGUGCGAUAUUUACACGUUUACAGAAACAGUGAGACACCUUGACAAUUCAGUCGGGGAUGUUGUAGCAGCCCUGAACAAGAAGGGAGUCCUCAACAACACGAUCAUAGUCUUCUUCUCCGACAACGGUGCCCCGACAGUGGACGAGUUGUAUCACUACGAUAAUUAUGGUUCUAACUGGCCACUCAGAGGGGAGAAGAUGUCCAAUCGCGACGGCGGAGUCCGGACGCCAUCCUUCAUCUGGUCCCCGAUGUUGAGGGAGCAGGCGAGGGUCAGUCAGGAGCUCUUCCACAUCACAGACUGGCUUCCAACACUCUACACUGCAGCUGGAGGAAAGCUAUCAGACAUAUCCGGUUCAGAGACUAUAGACGGAGUUGACCAAUGGGGGUUCCUAACAACUUCAGCGGCACCACCGAGGACCGAACUUUUGGUGGAUAUCAACGAUGUCUACGAAUCAGAAAGUUACAUAAUCGACAACUGGAAAUUAAUCAAAGAUCCUCCUCCUAGUCAGAAAACUGUAUUCGCAACUAAGUACUACGGAGACAGCGGAGACGAUUUCACCUACAACGAACUCGAAGUUGACAUGAGACGAGCGGCGAACCAUUUACCGCAACCCAAGGUGAGCUACGCCGAGGUGAGGAAGAGAAGUACCCCGAAGAGGAGGUGCGACACCACCGAAGAAGCUCUGAAGGUGGACUGCCACUCCAAGUACUGCCUCUACGACAUCCUCGAAGACCCGUCCGAGUGUAAGGACCUGGCGAGCAGCCAUCCGGACAUCGUGAAGCUGCUCUCGGGCCGCCUGGAGGACUACAGGAAGGUCAUGGUACCAACCGACAACUGCAGCUACGACCCGCGAGCGGACCCCAAGAACUGGGACGACUAUUGGUCGCCCUGGAUGGAAGACGAACCUGGGUCUGGUGCCAGUGCUUCUUUACUUCUUCCAAAAUUAUUGGCAUUACUGUUGAUUACCAAUAUAUUGAUCUGCGUUUUUAGUUAGGCAACGAGAAAUUAUCAUUAUGUACUAUAUCAUUUAUGAUAAAUCUACGGAAUUAUCUGAAUCGUUUUAAUUUUGAAAGCGGUAACAUCACUAAAAAAAAGUUUUAUAUAUAUUCUUCUAUUGAAAAAUAAGAAUUUAACUGUGAUAAAAAAAAAAUGAUAAAUGUGUGGCCUCCUCAUAUCACAGACGGAUAUCUGUAAUUUUUAAAACGUUGAAAAAAAUCCUGUAACAUAGAUUAAAUUCUAAUAAUUUUGUUUUAUGAUUCAACUUCAACAUUCUUAAAUAUAAUCAUCAGAAACAGUUGGAAUUCAAUCUAUAAAACAAAAAUUUACUAUUUUUUUCACUUUCUGAAAAUUUUAGGGAUCCGUCUUUGAUAUGAAGCCACUCAAAUAAGUGUGAUUAAAAAAAUUGCAUAAAAAGUUAAUCGUUUGAACAUGACGAGAAUCUCUUCAGUAAUUGAAGUUCUUGUAAAUUAAGAUGAUAAUUAAAACAAAUUAAUUAAACAAGGUAACAUAAAAAAUAAAAUACAAGUAAAAUAAUAGGUUGAAAUUGAAUAAAAGUAAAGAACACUUUCAUUAAAAAAUUCAUAUCUAUGUAUAAUAUUUAUCGUAAUUAGUUUUUCAAAAUGUUGAAAUGAUUGUCAUCCACACAUUUGUUAUUCAUAUUUGUUGUUAUAUUAUUGUAAAUGUUUUUACUUAGGACAAAAGGCAGCUUCUCUACCGUAGGCUUUGGCUAACAAUAUAUAAACAUAUGUAAUGUGUAAAAAAUAAACUUUAAUUUGCAGUGAGAAUCAAAACAUUUAAUCAAACAAAUUAUGUAAAUAUAUAAAUAAAAAAACUGUUUUUGUUUCU